Molecule: messenger RNA, 1507 nt
Organism: Physeter macrocephalus (sperm whale)
Lineage: Eukaryota; Metazoa; Chordata; Mammalia; Artiodactyla; Physeteridae
Gene: LIPI
Product: lipase I
Exons: 10
Coding region: 215-1453 (412 amino acids)
Biological process (GO): lipid catabolic process
Molecular function (GO): glycerophospholipase activity; carboxylic ester hydrolase activity
Source: RefSeq, a predicted model, not a curated record
GCGGACCUCUCACUGCUGUGGCCUCUCCCGUUGCGGAGCACAGGCUCCGGACGCGCAGGCUCAGCGGCCAGGGCUCACGGGCCCAGCCGCUGCGCGGCAUGUGGGAUCCACCCGGACCGGGGCACGAACCCGCGUCCCCUGCAUCGGCAGGCGGUCUCUCAACCACUGCGCCACCAGGGAAGCCCUCAAAUAAACAGCUUUAAUCAACGCUUUAAUGAAAGAGAAUAAAGGACCAUGCCUUAAAUUCUCUCAGCUAAGUUUAAAGGAUUCCUUCAGAGAUCUGUUUAAUCCCAAAAUGGAGAUAUUUUUGAUAUUGUAUACAAGGAACAACCCGAGCUGUGCUGAGUCACUGUUUAAGCAGGAUAACUCACUUAAUGUUAAUUUCAACACAAGAAAGAAAACAGUCUGGCUUAUCCAUGGAUACAGACCAAUGGGCUCCACUCCACCAUGGCUUCAGAACUUCGUGAGAAUUUUGUUGGACCAAGACGAUAUAAAUAUAAUUGUAGUAGACUGGAACCGAGGUGCUACAACUUUUCUUUACAGUAGAGCGGUUAAAAAUACCAGAAGAGUUGCUGUGAGUUUGAGUAGGUACAUUCAGGAUCUUUUGAAGCAUGGAGCAUCUCUUGAUAAUUUUCAUUUCAUAGGUGUGAGCUUAGGGGCUCAUAUUAGUGGAUUUGUUGGAAAGAUAUUUCAUGGUCAAGUUGGAAGAAUAACAGGUCUUGAUCCUGCUGGACCACAAUUCUCUGGAAAACCAUCAAAUGGCAAAUUAGAUUACACUGAUGCAAAUAUUGUGGAUGUCAUACACACUGAUACCAAUGGUUUAGGCAUUAAAGAACCCUUGGGACAUAUAGAUUUCUAUCCAAAUGGAGGGAAAAAGCAACCUGGCUGUCCUAAAUCAAUUUUUUCAGAUUACAAGACUGGUUCAUGUGUGGAUUGUGCCGACUUUAAGGAAAAAUCAUGUCCUAAACUAGGUUAUCAAACUGAGCUAUGGAAAGAUGUUUUAAAAGAGAGAAUAGAGAACAGAACUCUCAGGACCACUGUGUUUUUGGAUACUGUUGGCACAAACCCAUUCUGUACCUAUUAUUUUGUUCUCAGUAUAAUUGUUCUGGAUAAAACGAUGAAGGAUGGCUAUAUUACAUUUAAAUUAUUAAACCAACUUGGAAUUGUUGAAGAGCCAAGGCUCUAUGAGAGGAACAGAUUAUUUUAUAAACUUCAAGAAUUCAAGAUUCUUGCUCAGUUUCUAAAUGAUGUUGUAAAUAUUUCAAGCAUUAGUUUGGCAUAUUUUCAGAGCUCAAAUCAGCAAUGUUCCACAUGCAAAUACACUGUUCAGCGUCUCAAGUUAAAAUCACUUACAUAUCCAGAAAGACCACCAUUAUGCACUUAUAAUUUUGUACUUAAAGAAAGUGAGGAAAUAUUUCUCAGUCCAAAUACAUGCACACCAAAUGAAAUAUAAAAUGCCUUCUUCUAUCAAAUGUAACAACUUGUUUGUGAAUUAAAGAACUUGUAA